UAUUGAUUUUACUGUCCGGUCGGUGCACAUCCUCACACAGGACAGGACACAGCAGUUGGUGAUUCGGGUUGAGUUCCGUGGUUCCGAAAUGCGUUCGUUUGCAGUGUUGAUCCUGGCGGCGGCCGUUCUUGGGCUGGCCGCAGCAGGUCAGACGCGGCCCCGCUCGGCCGCCGAUUUGGCCGUUGACAUCUACCGAACCUGCCUGGACGACAUGAACCUCAAGUGCGCCAAGUCGAAGGCCCUUUCGUGGAUGAGCAAGGUCGCCGAACAGGACGAGAUCCAGAUCACCGACUCGUUGACGCUGGUCCGCACUGGAGUCGAGGACGAGGAAGUCCCGGAGGUCAAGGAACAGCAGCGAAGCAACCCGGCUGUGAACCUGCUGAACAAGAUCGAUGGCUUCCUGUCGACGCACGCGCUCAAAAUGAGCGUCCCGGAGGUGCUCAAGUCCGAAGAGGCUCGCGCCUACAUCCCGAACUCCCUGCUGAAGGGAGGUCUUGCCGAGGAACUGACGGUGCCGCUGACGGAAGGAAAUGUCGCAGAAGGCCGUGGCUUUGUCAAGAAAGUCAUGAUCCCGUUCUUGCUCGGCAUCAAGUUCAAAUCGACCGUGCUGGUUCCGCUCGCGCUGGCCCUGAUCGCCCUCAAGACCUGGAAGGCCAUGACCCUGGGUCUACUCUCGAUGGUCCUGUCCGGCGCCAUGGUCAUCUUCAAGUUCGCCAAGCCAAAGAUCGUCAACUACGAGGUGGUGCACUACCCGCCGCCGCACACCCACCACGUGGACCACCACAUCGACCACCAUCACAUUGCGUCCCCGCACGUGCACUGGGAUGCCGCUCCCGGCUGGAAGCGAUCGAUGCCGGAAGCGCAGGAGCAGGCGUACGCCGGUCAGCUGUAGGUAGGAGGCUGAUGAGAGGUUGAUUUUAGGACAUUCCAAAGCGUUGUGUGUAAUUUAUUAUUUAUUUAUUGAUGUGAAUGACGGACCAAACGAAAUAAAAUGGAUUGAAUUUUGU
Messenger RNA from Culex quinquefasciatus (southern house mosquito), 1007 nucleotides. RefSeq lists its product as uncharacterized. The transcript is spliced from 2 exons. The coding region runs from base 89 to 892 and encodes 267 amino acids. The record is from RefSeq and is a predicted model, not a curated record. Lineage: Eukaryota; Metazoa; Arthropoda; Insecta; Diptera; Culicidae.